Messenger RNA from Halteromyces radiatus, 1462 nucleotides. RefSeq lists its product as uncharacterized. Lineage: Eukaryota; Fungi; Mucoromycota; Mucoromycetes; Mucorales; Cunninghamellaceae. The record is from RefSeq and is a predicted model, not a curated record. The transcript has 3 exons. The coding region runs from base 60 to 1124 and encodes 354 amino acids. Gene Ontology annotation, cellular component: nucleus.
UUUUUUUUUUUCUUCUUCUUUUUAUUGUUGUACUUUUAUAUCUUUUAUUCCCCCCAAACAUGCCAGUACCUAUUGAUUACACCAAUAUUAGACGUAUGAGCACCAUUACGGUACCAAAACAAGAUAUCCACUUCGAUGUAUAUGACUUUCAACAAUGUAAACCACAAAACAAUAUUGAUAACACAUUGGAAUCUCGUCAAUUGGAAGCUGAUUAUUGUCGUGAUUUUUCUUGUUGUGGACUUGUACUUAAUGAUCUUCAUGACCUUUUGCAACAUUAUGAAGAAUGUCAUGUACAAUGUGAAGAAGAAGAAAUAGAUCAAGACGAUGACACUUGGUCCUGUACUCCACCUUUAUCGCCUACUUUGGAUAUUAGCUCCUCUACUCCUUCUUCAUCUGGUUCUCCUGUGGCUACAUUGGAUUCAAUGAAAAGAAAAGCUGCUUCCUAUCUUUCUGACGUUUGUAAUCAAUAUGGUACUAUGGAUGGAUAUGAUCUUACCCCUGUUACUCCUACUACUCCUGGAUUUAAUAGUGAUUAUUCUUUGCCACCUACACCUUCAACUGAAGAGCAUCAUCCUCUUUUGGGAAACAAUGAAGACAAUAACAAAGGUGAAGAAGAUGAUGAUCGUAUUUGUGGUAAGAAACGUACCUUUCAACAAACUUCAUCUACCAAUGCUAUGGAUUUAUUGACUUUAUCUGCUGCGAAGAAAUUGGCUUUGGCUGCUGGUGAUUCUUUUAAUUCUUUGACUGAUGAAGAAUUUUUGGCUCAUGCUGGUGUUUUACUUGCUUCUGCAAAUACUUCUUAUCUCUACGCUGACAAGCCUUAUAAGUGUGCAGUACAAGGGUGUGACAAGGCAUACAAGAAUCCCAAUGGAUUAAAAUAUCAUAAGGAACAUGGUCACUGUAGUUUGUUAGAAGACAAUGAAACUCCCAAACCCUAUCAAUGUACUAUUGGUGAUUGUGGUAAACGAUACAAGAAUUUGAAUGGAUUGAAAUAUCAUAUUGAACAUUCUCAUAUGGCUGCUUUGAAUCAUACCCUGGCUACGUUUGGCUGCUCUCUUCUUCAAACUCCUCCUGCGUCUGCUGCUACUUCCCCUUUAUUAGACUCUUCUGAUUCCUUUAUUUAAAGCACUCACAUACACAUUCAUCUUAUCAUACAUACAUCAUUCUAUUAUUAUUAUUAUUAUUGUUAUUAUUAUUUUUUUUCUUCUUCCUUUUAUCAUUCUCAUCCUCAUCAUUUAUUUAUGCCAAACCUCGACAACUUUUUUUUUCAUUACAAACUGUAUAUAUUAUAUAUCAUCUCCCCUUUUUUUUUCAUGCUAUGCCAUUUUACUUUAACUUCAUUCUUCAAAAAAAAAGUUCUUAGAUCCCCAUCAUUUUAUUCAUGCCUUAUCAUUGUUAGUUUAUAUAGUCUUAUCAAAAAGUUACAUUUUCUAAAAAUCAAUAAAAUAGACAAAAAAAAAAA